Messenger RNA from Candidozyma duobushaemuli, 1101 nucleotides. It is a transcript of the gene MP65, whose product is annotated as putative family 17 glucosidase. The transcript has a single exon. Gene Ontology annotation, biological process: cell wall organization; carbohydrate metabolic process. Gene Ontology annotation, cellular component: fungal-type cell wall; extracellular region; cell surface. The coding region runs from base 1 to 1101 and encodes 366 amino acids. The record is from RefSeq and is a predicted model, not a curated record. NCBI's taxonomy places the organism in Eukaryota, Fungi, Ascomycota, Pichiomycetes, Serinales, Metschnikowiaceae. Gene Ontology annotation, molecular function: glucan endo-1,3-beta-D-glucosidase activity; 1,3-beta-glucanosyltransferase activity.
AUGUUGUUCAAGAGCAUCGUCCAGGCCGCUAUCGUCGCCUCCGCUAUCGCCCAACCCCUCCACCAGCACCACCAGCACGAGAAAAAGGCGGUUGUCACCAACUGGAACACCGUCUUCGUGACUCAGACCGCUGGUGCUCCACAGGCCACCGAGGCCGCUGAUGAGGAGCCUCAGACCACCGCCGAGGCCCAGGCCGCCGGUAUCAUCGGCGACAUCAUUGGCGGCGGUAAGUCUUCUGCUUCCGCUUCUUCCUCGAGCGCCUCCGCUCCUUCGAAGCCUUCCGCUUCCUCCUCCGACUCCGUGUCCUUGCCAUCUUCCUCCGGCUCUUUCAGCGGCCCAGCCAAGGGUAUCACCUACUCGCCAUACUCUGACGACGGUGGCUGUAAGUCUUCUUCUCAGAUCAAGUCUGAUAUCCAGAAGUUGUCCGAUUACGAGACCAUCAGACUCUACGGUGUCGACUGUAACCAGGUCGAGGCUACCCUUUCCGGUCUCUCCAAGGGCCAGAAGAUUUUCGCCGGUAUUUUCGAAGUUGACAACAUCAAGUCCGACGUUGAGACCCUUGCCAAGGCUGUCAAGAACCACGGCGGCUGGGACGUUGUGCACACCGUCUCCAUCGGUAACGAGUUGGUCAACGCCGGCUCCGCCACCCCUGCCCAGGUCGGCAAGUACGUUUCUGAGGGCAAAUCUGCUUUGAAGGCCCAGGGCUACACCGGCCCAGUCGUUAACGUCGACACCUUCAUUGCUGUUAUUAACAACCCUGACUUGUGUGAGCACUCUGACUACAUGGCUGUGAACGCCCACGCUUUCUUUGACGGUCACGUUUCCGCCAAGGAGGCCGGUGACUGGGUCUUGUUGCAGCUCCAGAGAGUCUCUAACGCUUGCAAGGACAAGAAGAAGGUGUUCAUCACCGAGACCGGCUGGCCAACCAAGGGUGACUCUAACAAGGUCGCCGUGCCAUCUUCUGACAACCAGAAGGCUGCCCUCCAGUCCAUCUCUGACAAGUGCGGUAACGACGUUACCUUUUUCAACGCCUACAACGACAUGUGGAAGAAGCCCGGUUCUUACAAUGCCGAGCAGUACUGGGGUGUCUACUCCUCCUAA